Molecule: messenger RNA, 489 nt
Organism: Acytostelium subglobosum LB1
Lineage: Eukaryota; Evosea; Eumycetozoa; Acytosteliales; Acytosteliaceae
Exons: 2
Coding region: 1-489 (162 amino acids)
Molecular function (GO): N-acetyltransferase activity
Source: RefSeq, a predicted model, not a curated record
AUGGAUAUCAAGUUAGCAACCAAAGAGGACAUACCAGGGGUCUACAAACUGCUGAUGGAGUUGGCAGAGUUUGAACAACUUGCACAUGCAGUAGUAGGCAAUGAACAAGAUAUUGAGAAGUGGGCAUUUGGAAAUGACAAAGUGAUCACAGUGUAUUGUGGCUGGUACGAAGGAAGAAUGAUUGGAUAUACACUGCAUUAUACAACAUUUAGUACAUUCCAAUGUAGACCUGGUCUAUACAUCGAGGAUAUAUACGUCCAACCAGAGUAUAGAGGCAAAGGAUUUGGUAAACAACUACUUCUACAUGUUUGCAAGUUGGCCAAUGACAAAGGAUAUGGACGUGUCGAGUGGCAAGUUCUUCGAUGGCUCAAACCAAGCAUUGCAUUCUACGAAUCACUCGGUGCACAGCCACUCAAUGACUGGACACAAUAUCGAUUGAUCGGUGAACCUCUCGAACAUCAUGCCAAUGCCUACUCAAGGAUUGAUUGA